Molecule: messenger RNA, 1818 nt
Organism: Leptopilina boulardi
Lineage: Eukaryota; Metazoa; Arthropoda; Insecta; Hymenoptera; Figitidae
Exons: 1
Coding region: 1-1818 (605 amino acids)
Molecular function (GO): nucleic acid binding
Source: RefSeq, a predicted model, not a curated record
AUGAGUGAAGAGAUUAAAACUUUAAAGACGAAAAAUGACAUAAUUUCUUCAACAACAAAUUUAGAUUUAUGGUUUAAUGAAAAUGUAAAAGAACAACUUUUAGUAAAAAUGGAGGAUUUUCAACAAAAAGAAUCGGGAUGGUCUUUGGUUGAAAUUUUAAAUUUAGUUAUAAAUAUUAAUAAAUACGUUGCAUUUUUAGGAGGAUUAUCGACGUAUGUAGAAUUACCUAAAACAAUUAGAUUAAAGAAAGCAAUAAUCAAUAUUCAAAACAACGAUUCCUUUUGCUUUCUUUGGUCCAUUGUAGCAGCGUUACAUCCUGCUAAAUAUAAUGUUUCACUGACUGAUUCAUAUCCGCAUUACAGUCAAGUAUUAAAAUACGAUGAUAUAGAAUUUCCUAUUAGGUUUGAAGAUAUCGAAAAAUUUGAGAAACUGAACAAAUUAAGCAUUAACAUUUAUGGUGAGGAACAAGACAAAAAUGAAAAAAGAGAUAUUGUUCCUCUUUAUUUAAGUAGAGAAAAAUCAGAAUUACCGGUAAUUCAUCUGUUUGCUGUAGAAAUAUAUGAUUUUAAUGAUAAUGAUCAAAAUUUUAUCCAUGAGGAAAUUGAUAGAAGCAAACAAAAAUUAACUUAUCAUUUUACGCUUGUGAAAAAUUUAUCACGUUUAAUAAGUUCUCAGGUUUCACGAAACGAACAUCGUAUUUUAAUAUGUGACAGAUGCCUGUGUCACUUUACUCUUGAAAAAUCUUUUGAACGACAUAGAUUGUCGUGUGAAAAGGUAAACAAAUGUAGAGUAAUUUUACCAGAUAAAAACAAUAAAAUUUUAUCUUUCAAAAAUUAUCGUUUUAAAGAAAGAGUUCCAUUUGUCGUAUAUGCAGAUAUUGAGUGUCUGUUGGAGCCUGCAGAUGAUUCACAUACUAAUACAUCCGCAUAUCAAAAGCAUGUUCCAACAAGUGUAGCUUAUUAUUUACAUUGCAGUUUCGAUGAAUCAUUAAGCAAAUUUAAUCUUUAUCGAGGUAAAAAUUGUAUUGAGUGGUUUCUAAAUGAAUUAAAAUGCUUAUCAUAUGAUGUUAAUGAUCUUAUAAAUAAUAUUGUACCAAUGGAACCAUUAACUAAGCAACAAAAUCAAGAAUUUCAAUUGUCUACAAUUUGUCACAUUUGUGAGACAAUUUUUACAGCGAAUGAUAUUAAACAUCGCGAUCAUUGCCAUUUUACUGGUAAAUUUCGCGGUGCUGCUCACCGAAACUGCAAUGUAAAUUAUAAAGAUUCUUAUGUAAUUCCAGUAGUUUUUCAUAAUUUAUCUGGUUAUGAUUGUCAUUUUUUUAUUAGAGCUCUAGCAACCAAUUUUGAAGGACAAAUAAACUUGUUACCUGUAAACAAAGAAAAAUAUAUAGCAUUCACAAAGAAAGUUGCUGAAACAAAAAUUAAUCUUCGCUUUGUUGACUCUUUUAGGUUUAUGUCUAGCAGCCUUGAAAAAUUAGCUUCCUAUUUGAGUAAUGAUAAGAAAGAAAUUACUCGUAAAUUUUCUAAAAGUAAUGAAGAAUUCAAUUUGUUAACGAGAAAAGGUGUAUUCCCUUAUGAAUACAUCGAUUCUUGGUCACGAUUAGAUGAAGAAUCUCUUCCUCCAAAAGAGGCAUUCUUUUCAAAAUUAUAUGACGAACAUAUUUCAGAACAAGACUAUUUUCAUGCGCAAAAUGUAUGGGAAACUUUUAAUCUUCAAAAUUUAGGACAAUAUUCCGAUCUUUAUCUUAAAACAGAUGUUUUGCUUCUUGCUGAUAUUUUUGAAAAUUUUCGAAGAACCUGUAUUUUAGCUAUAAACUAG